UGAUCUGUUGCUAGGGUGCUAGUCUGCCUGCCCCUUAUUGUUGCGUGUGGCUGCACCAAACCACAGCUAAGGCAAAGUUACCAGUAGAGAGGUUGCUUGGAGGAUUCACAGCAGCUUUUGGGACCCGAACAGGCAGGCGGGAUCCGUGCCCACGCUUGCUGACACAAGUCAGAAGUCACAGCAAGACCUCAGAGACUGCUGAAAUGCAACCUAGGAGCUUCAAAAUCUGGAUUCCUUACUGAGGAAGAUGUUUAAAUUAGACUUCCCAUCCGAUCCCAAGGAAGUGGCAGCCAUUGAGGCCAGAAGAAAUAGAGAAAAAGAGCGACAAAGCCGAUUCUUCAAUGUGCGGAACCGAGUCAUAGGGGUGGAUGUUGAAGCCCUGAACAACCAGGUAGAAGAGCGAAAGCUUCGAGAAGCAGACGAGUGGAACAAGGAGCAAGCUUAUGGUACCAGCCAAGUGCACUAUGACUUGGUAGCCCAGAUGUUAGAGAAGGAAGAGUCAGAACGCUCACGCCGGCUGGCUAGGAAAGUCCAGGAAUAUCGGGACCAGAAGCAGCAAGUCAAGACCAGUAAUGAAUUUGACUUUUGGGAUCCAGACCAACUGUGGAAGGAGUUUCCAGGCCAGCCUGGUGACAGUGAUCCCUGCUGUGGCCCAUCCAGCCUACAGUGUUUCUCUGGGGAGGACCUGGACAGGGCCACAUGCCUGAGAAUGCAGCAGGAGCAGUUCAGGUGCAGCCUGAAUAGUCAGAUGCAGGAGAAACAGCAAGCCAAGGCUGAAGAGAAGUAUACAGAUAUGCUCAGUGACCAGCUGCGCAUGGCCAUGGACAUGCGGGCCAUGCAGAUGGCCAAGCUGGAGGAGUCUUGUCGCAUAGCCAUGAUGUCUGCAAUGGCCAACGCCAACAAGGCCCAGGCAGCUGAGCUGGCUGAGCGGCAGCGCCGUGAGCAUCAGCAGGAACGGGAGGCCAACCUCAAGGAGAUCCAGAGCCAGGUCACCAGUAACCUGCUGACUGAGAACCCGCAGGUGGCCCGAAACCCUAGGGCUCCCCACCGGGUUCUGCCUCACUGCUGGAAGGGCAUGACUCCAGAGCAGCGAGUUGCCAUCAGGAAGGCCCAGGGUGCACAGCGCCAUGAGAAGGAAGCACAACGCCAGGCUGAACAAGCACUGAAGACUGAAUGGGAAAACCAGGCCCGGCGUGUGGCCCAGGCAACACUGGAGCUAGAAGAGCAGGAGAGGAUAUUGUGUGCUGAGCUUCGGAGGGGACUAGGCUCCCUCAAUCAGUACCUGGCUGCAGAGCAAAAAGCCCAGCAGAAGUAUCUGAACUCAAUAAUCUACACCAACCAACCUAUGGACCAAUAUUACCUACAGUUCAACACCAGCAGCCGCUGAGCUCAGAAUGAGCAUCUCUCCUUCCCCGCCUCAUUGAGCUCACAGAUGGCCAGGAGUCAAAGAAGAAAAUGCUCCUUACCCUCACCCCUAACCCAUUCCCCAUGGGAGAGAGCUAAGCCAAUACCCUCACCUUCUAUCCCAGAAAAUAAAUUUAUUCAUUAAAA
This is a messenger RNA of Oryctolagus cuniculus (rabbit), 1551 nucleotides long. The record is from RefSeq and is a predicted model, not a curated record. Lineage: Eukaryota; Metazoa; Chordata; Mammalia; Lagomorpha; Leporidae.